GUAGCCGCAGCAUCAUGCCACAUGGAAAUGAGGGUUUCAAUUUUGGCAGCUAAAUAAAACCCUUUUCUCGCAUUCAUCCCUUACUUAUAAUAACAACGAGAACUUGGCACAGCGUAAAAAUUUCUUCAUCACUCCGUAGCACGAAACACAAACAAAAAGAAGUCUUAGAAAGUGUAGAGAAUUCCCUCCAGAACUGGUUCUUUAACAAUGGCAUUGGCAAGGAUUGCUAGAGCCAAUGUAAGAAGAUCAGGAGGUGCUUUUGGCAGUAAUGCGCUUGAGAAGGACAUGUUCAAUGAAAGACCAUAUACCACCAAAUGCUCCUUACCUUCCGAUUUAAACAUCAUAUCAGAUGGAAAUUCUUCAUAUGUUCCUAGAAUUAAGCAACAGAGUUAUAUGAAAUUUUCAAUGAGGGGAAUAGCAGGAACUCCUUACCAUCAGUUUCCUAACACAGUGAGGGUUGUAGAGGAUUCUGACUCAGAGAUGGAAGAUGAUCACCGAAGAUAUGCAGGACUAGAGGCAACAAAGCCAGGUGAAAAGCCUAGGGUGGUGGUUCUUGGUACUGGUUGGGCUGCUUGUCGGUUUCUCAAAGGCUUAGACACCAAAGUUUAUGAUGUUGUGUGCAUAUCACCAAGGAAUCAUAUGGUGUUCACUCCUUUGCUGGCUUCAACAUGUGUUGGAACCUUGGAAUUCCGGUCCGUUGCUGAGCCUGUCAGCAGAAUACAGACUGCAUUAUCAAAGGACCCCAACUCAUACUUCUUUCUAGCUUCGUGCACUGGAAUUGACAUGGACAAACAUGAAGUCUACUGUAAGGCAGUUAACAAUGGUGGAUUGCCUCGAGAGCCUUACCAAUUUAAAGUCGCAUACGACAAGCUUGUGAUUGCGGCUGGAGCUGAGCCUUUAACUUUUGGCAUCAAGGGAGUAGAAGAACAUGCUUUUUUUCUUCGCGAAGUGAAUCAUGCUCAGGAAAUAAGGAAGAGGCUUCUCCUUAAUCUGAUGCUUUCUGAAAAUCCAGGCAUAUCAGAAGAAGAAAAGAAACGCCUUUUACACUGCGUAGUUAUUGGAGGUGGCCCUACUGGAGUGGAAUUCAGUGGUGAAUUGAGUGAUUUCAUCAUGAAAGAUGUUCAUGAGCGAUACACUCAUGUUAAAGAUUACAUUCACGUCACGCUCAUUGAGGCAAAUGAGAUACUGUCAUCCUUUGAUGUUAGCCUUCGACAAUAUGCAACAAAGCACUUAACAAAGUCUGGGGUUCAUCUUAUGCGGGGAAUUGUGAAGGAGGUGCAUCCCAAGAAGAUAGUUUUGAGUGAUGGAACUGAAGUUCCUUAUGGCCUAUUGGUCUGGUCCACAGGGGUUGGUCCCUCUGAGUUUGUCAAAUCACUAAAUCUUCCCAAGUCUCCCGGUGGAAGAAUCGGUGUUGAUGAAUGGCUGCGUGUUCCGUCGGUUGAAGAUGUCUUUGCCCUUGGAGAUUGUGCUGGUUUUCUUGAAGCAACUGGUAAACCUGUGCUUCCAGCUCUUGCUCAGGUUGCCGAAAGGCAGGGAAAAUUUCUCGUGGGGUUGUUCAACGAAAUUGGGAAACAGAAUGGAGGCAAAGCCUUUUCUGCAAAAGACAUUCCACUUGGAGACACUUUUGUGUAUAGGCAUCUUGGGAGCAUGGCUUCAGUAGGUCGCUAUAAAGCCCUGGUUGAUCUACGACAGUCUAAGGAUGCAAAGGGGUUGUCACUUGCUGGUUUUACCAGCUGGCUGAUGUGGCGCUCUGCAUAUCUUACACGUGUUCUGAGCUGGAGGAACAGGUUUUACGUGGCAGUGAAUUGGGCAACCACUUUAGUCUUCGGCAGAGACAACAGCAGGAUAGGUUGAAACUUCAUAGCAGUCGAAGUAUCAAAACCAAUCAACCUUUUUGCCUCAUUAUUUUGGCUGAGUGUUUACCCUAUUGCAUUCUUUCUUUCUUUUUGAUACAAUGUAGAAUUUAUAUGAUGAUAUUGCAGAGUAAAAGUAUUACACGAAAAUUUAUUCUUCAUAUA
Messenger RNA from Lotus japonicus, 2018 nucleotides. Its product is annotated as internal alternative NAD(P)H-ubiquinone oxidoreductase A1, mitochondrial-like. The transcript has 9 exons. Gene Ontology annotation, molecular function: NADH dehydrogenase activity. Lineage: Eukaryota; Viridiplantae; Streptophyta; Magnoliopsida; Fabales; Fabaceae. The coding region runs from base 208 to 1854 and encodes 548 amino acids. The record is from RefSeq and is a predicted model, not a curated record.